This is a messenger RNA of Dermochelys coriacea (leatherback sea turtle), 6784 nucleotides long. It is a transcript of the gene TFEC, whose product is annotated as transcription factor EC. Gene Ontology annotation, cellular component: nucleus. The coding region runs from base 204 to 1466 and encodes 420 amino acids. The record is from RefSeq and is a predicted model, not a curated record. The transcript has 9 exons. Gene Ontology annotation, molecular function: DNA-binding transcription factor activity, RNA polymerase II-specific; RNA polymerase II cis-regulatory region sequence-specific DNA binding; protein dimerization activity. Gene Ontology annotation, biological process: regulation of transcription by RNA polymerase II. Lineage: Eukaryota; Metazoa; Chordata; Testudines; Dermochelyidae.
UGCUCAUUUAAAACUGAAGGAAAGCACGUACUGUAUCUGAAAAACCAGUGAAGAAAAUACAUACAGCAGAUCAUAUGCUGAGACAUUACUAAAGUGAUUCUUUCAGCUCUGCUAAUAGUGGAAUAGGAGGAACUAAAGCUAUGUUGCAGGCACUUACUGGACUACAAUUUCAGCUCUGAGGAAAGAUACAGGAUCAGGAGCGGAUGGACAAACACUAUCAAGAAGAGCCCCAGGCAAGUUAUUCGUGGUGCUAUAUGCCAGUUCCACAGUAUCCAGGAUUCAAAGGAUUUUUUCCAGUGGGAACACACAUUCCAUCAAACAAAACAUCUGACUUCUCUGAGGUACAAACACACUUGGAAAAUCAAUCUAGAUAUCACAUACAGCAAAGCCAGAAACAUCAAGUGAAACAAUACCUGACACUUGACACCAAGCUCUCCAGCCAAACCCUCUCACUGUCCCACUGCCAUACAGUCCAGCCUGCAGGAGCUACAUCCGUACUGAGAAACAGACACAUGCCUCCUGCCAGCAAUAUUGGUGCUCCAGAAAGUCCGGUUACCAAGCUACUGGGUCUUGGAGGACAACAUGAAAAUGUGAUGGAGGAGGUUAUUGAUGACAUCAUCAAUAUGGAAUCAAGUUUUAAUGAUGAAGGGAUAGGUUGCUCCGAAGCUACACUACUAAUGCAAAGAACUCUGUCCAGUAGCAUUUUGGAUAUAUAUAACAGUGACCAAGGAUUGUCACCUGCUAAUAUGGGUCUUACAAAUGCUUCCUGCCCAUCUACUCUACCACUAAAAAGGGAAAUCACAGAAGCAGAUACACGAGCAAUGGCAAAGGAGAGGCAAAAAAAGGACAACCACAACCUCAUUGAAAGAAGAAGAAGGUAUAAUAUUAAUUACCGAAUCAAGGAGCUUGGCACCCUUAUUCCAAAGUCUAAUGAUCCUGAUAUGCGCUGGAACAAAGGAACGAUUUUAAAAGCAUCAGUGGAGUACAUCAAGUGGCUACAAAAAGAACAACAGAGAGCUAGAGAAUUAGAACACAGACAGAAGAAAUUAGAGCAGACUAACAGAAGACUUCUACUUCGAAUUCAGGAACUAGAAAUACAGGCUCGUGCGCAUGGGCUACCGCUCAUGUCUUCACUCAGUGCUGUGGAUGUAGCUGCCCAGGACAUCAAGCAACAGACAUAUCCAGAGGAGAAUUCCAUAAACUAUUCUCAGCAACUGGUUCUGGUACAUGGACCAAAUGCUGACCUUUGUGAUGGAUCCACAGCCUUUUCUGAUCCUCUCUCGCAUUUCACCGAUUUGUCUUUUAGCGCUGCUUCAAAAGAAGAACAAAGGUUAGAAGAAAUCUUACUGGAUGACACAAUAUCGCCAUUUGGAACAGAUCCACUCUUGUCUUCAAUAUCGCCUGCUGCAUCAAAAGAGAGCAGCAGAAGAAGUAGCUUUAGCACAGAUGAUGGAGAUGAUUUCUAAAACUAGAAAGGGCAUAAUUAAUUUUUAUAAUCUUUUGUUGGUGCUAAGAGACUGUAUUAUGAAUUUAAGUGUGAUGUUUGUACUCAGUUCAAAGAAGGUGGAGAACUGUUGUGGACAUAAGCUGUUGCAUGGGUAGGUGAGUGCAUAUGUCACAGAAAGACGAAAGAUGGACCUGAAUUCAUAUCUCUUUGCCCAGAAUUGACUACAUCUGUUCAGAGCUAGCAUUUGCACAGACCAUUCCUUGUUCACUGGGAAGGCUUUAGCCAUUUGCCCUCACAUUCUCACAGCAGUAUUAAAAUGGUUCCCAGAAAAAUGAAGACCCACAUUGCAAAAACUCUGUUGAAUCUACCACUCGCUUCUCUCAAAUUUAAUGAUGUUUUAGUCAGAAAUAUUUGUUAAUUUCUUUUUAAAUGAAAAGGAGAAAUUUCAAUAUAUACAACAAUUGCAACACAACAAUGAGGAAAUGUUUGAAUGUGAUGUUCCUGCAAUAGAGAGGUUACAGACAUCAAAAAAGGGAGCAAAGGGCUCUUGUCAGAGUAAAGUCUGCAUAAAUUCAGUGCUUCAUGAACUGCAUCUACUUCUUUUUAUAAUGAAGCAACAAAGUCCAUAAAUUUGUGUUCAGAAUCCUUAGAAUUCCUGUUUUAUUCCUAUUUAGAAAAGUAUCCCAUAUUUUAUAUUUAUUUUCAAACGCUUUCGUGUAACUGAAGAAAAACAAAAACUAACAUAAUGAUACUGAUUUAAAAGAAUUAAUCAGACAGAAACAGAUGCAAGGUUUAAGCAGCUUCAAGACAGAUUCUGUUCAGGCAACAGAACAUACUAAGAGUGCAGGUAUGUUCAAGACACAAUGAAUAUAUUCAGUGUUACAGUUAGUACAAAUAAAAACAGCCAUUAGUGCUAAUAUGGCUAACACCAGUUCUUUGUUGCCAACUCUUCUCUCUACUGUUUUUCUUGUGAAAGCUAUUUCCAGACAUGAAUUGUACCUUGUUUCUUGUUGUGGCAUAAUAAGGUUUUUCUAAAAGGACUAUAUCUAAAUUGAUACCUACGUCUUUGAGCCAGUUGGAUAUAGAAGGCAAUGCACUGGAUUCCCAUUAUAUACAUUUUGUCAGAGAGAAUUUCACUUUCAAUUCAUCUCUAGAUUCACUAUAAAAAUGAAGUAGGCAGACCUUGGAAUCAUAAGGGAUAUUCCUGAUACCUAUUGAUAUGAUCCACUACUUUCUAACAUGCUAAUACUGGGCACUCACAAAACAUGUGGAUUGAUAACCCCACAGAGGUUUGGCAGUUUGAGGGCAGGUAGAAGACACAUGAUUUUUGUACAUAGUGGGAUUUUGGAGAGAGAUGUAUAUACUUGGAAUAGAUUAAGUGCAAUCAUUCUAAAUCUAAUAGUAAUACACUGGAAAUUGAGCUGACCCGAAUUCUUCAGAGCUUUCCACAACUGAGUCAAAAGAGCAUUGUGGGGGUCUUGGUGCAAGUCAAAAAAUGUUUCAAAAGUAAAAGUGUUGUGUUCCACUUUGCUCUGCCAGAACCUGCCUAAAAAAGGUAUCUUAUAGAUAUGGGUAGUGGAGUAGUUAAGGGAGAGUCAAGCAGGCUGCUAGUUGAGUGAAUGCUUUACAUUUAUUAUCCAAGAAUGAUGUCUUUACCCUGAUAGAUUCAUUUUCUUUAAAAAAAACAAAAACAAAUUGUGCCCAGAAGUUAAAUGAGAUCUCAUGGAAUAUCCAUUCAGGUUGCUAAAUGGAUCGUUCCCUUAGGUAAAUGUUUGUACAGGGGCCAUAGCCCAGAUCUGAUUAGUGUGCUACAGCAUAUCCAAACAGUUUGAGGGCUACAGUUUCCUUAUCUGGUGUACUCUUGAUAGAAUUUUAUCUUCUCAUUCCAUUUCACUUGGACUGACUUCAGUGCAUUGCUAAGAGUUUAAGACAUGGGUUUAUAAAUUGUAUAAUUUCAUCUCAGGUUCUAGGAAGCAUUGCAGACAUGUAGUAAAACCAAUCUCUAUCUGUCUAAAGGAAACAUUUGAGUUUUUCAGUCAACUCAAGGAGUUCUAUUAGCUCAUAUAAAUCAAAUUAUUUAGACUGUAAGUGCUUUGGGGCAUUUUCUUGUUAUAUGAGUGCCUAUUACAACGGGGCUCUGAUCCUUGAUUGAGGCCCCUAGUUGUUACUACAAUGCAAAUAAUAAAUAAUAACAACAACUGACAUGUUAAGUAUUUUUUUUAAAGAACAGCGGGAAUGGGGAUGGGAGCAUUGAAGGAAUAUUAACCAAAGGUAAUUGAAUACAGGAAGAAGAGCCUACUUCACUAGAGUUCACAGCUUUGUCAGGGACUAGCUCAGCAGUUUCCAACCUGCAAGCCACAUGCGGCCCAAUUAGCACUCAGCUCCAGCCCAGCUCAGCUGUGUGCUAAAGGCCAGCCCAUGUGGCGGGAUCCGGGUCCUGGGGUAACAGUCUGGGGCUGCUGCCUGGUCCCACAAGCUCCAGGGGUCUGGGGUGGGGCAGUCACCCGGCCCCGUGAGCUCCGAGGUCCAGGGUCGGGGUCCAGGCUGCCGCUAUCUUGCCACCCGGCCCCUGCGGCCCAGGUAACGCAUUGUGGGCUGCAUAUGUAGCCCACAAUGAUAAAUAAAUUGGGAACCAGUGGACUAGCUUGUAGUGAAAGUCAAAUACAAAAUAGGAUAUAUCCAAAGUAACAUUCAUGCACUGAUUCUUAAUUUAGGAUGUGUAUUGCCCAUUUCAGCUGCCAAAGGGAGGGAAUUGUUGACUAAUGUCAAGUAUUUUCAUUUGUCUUUGUACUGUAGUUUCUACUACAUUAGUUUCAAAUACACCAAUGUGAGUUUGCUCAUAAUGGAGAAAAAGAAAUUAAAUAUGAAUGUGUUACAUGAUUUUCCUAUUGAAUUUUUAGAUCAUACCUAGGAACCAUAUUGACUUUAAGGAAGAUCCUGAAUUUAAUCACUUCUACAAGUGCUGUCCUAAAAAAGGAUUACAGUGCAUUCAUGAAUUUUUUUAAAGUUCAUUUCUAGUCAUCUUACAAUGCCCUCAAUAUGAAACACCAGAAGUAUUUUCUGCAUGAGAAAUCUAACAGGCGGUGUUUCUAUUUCCAGAUACUGAACUGCUGUCUCUGCAAAUAAAUAUAUUGACAACAACUACACUCUCAUCAAGCUGUAGUCAUUCAUGAAAAUGCUUAUGUUAAUGAACAUGAUGAUAAUGCUGUGUCAAUGCCAUCAAAUUAUUUUUCCAGUAGAUAUUCAUCAUUUCAAAUAAUCGUUAGUGUUUUUAUGAAUUACUACAACUUAAUAAAAGAUAUGGUGUCACCCCUGAAAUCAAUGGUAUAAAGUGGGAAAUACUUCUCUGACACAUCUGCUAGGGGAUGAAUCUUUGGGAAAAAAAGAAAAUUAAGUUGGCUCCUUAGUGGCAGAGUCUACAGUUUCCUGGUUUGAUCUAUUAAUACAAACAUUUUAAUGCUUACAAAAAAGGGCAAUGGAGACGUGCCCUACUGAGUUAAGGAAGCUUCUGAACAGACUAGAUGGCCAGAACUGUCCACGUGUUGGUCUCACUAUCCCAAACUUCUUGAAUAACAAAUUCUCUGUGUCAGCUCGGCUUUAGUGAAAUGGUACUAAAGCUUAGUACUUUUUAAACCAGGGCACAAUGCUUUCUUCAUUGCAUGCUUAUGCAGAGGAAAGUGAUUUGAUGAAUACGGGGACAAAUCCUGAAGCAAAACUCCUAUUGAUGUCAGUGAGUAAAUUAUGUAUCGGGACUGCAGGUUUUGGUGCAUGAGCAAUAUGGCCAAAUUAUUUCUAAUACAGCCUUGUUUGUUGAAGUCUUGUACAAAAGGUAUGGAGUGGGUCUAUGACUCAGGCCCUAAGAAAGAAAGACUUCUAUAGUUCUUCUAGGAUAUCCACUAUCCAUAAAUACUGGAACUAGGAGUGCUGGGGGUGCAGCAGCACCCUCAGACUUGAAGUGGUUUCCAUCAUAUACAGGGUUUACAGGUUUGUUCAAUGGCUCUCUGCACCCCCACUAUACAAAUUGUUCCAACACCCUCUGCCACUAUCUUCAUUUUUUACACAUAUGUUAAAUGAGGAGCUUUUGCCAGUUUUCAGUAGCAGAUAUUAAAAGCUGGUCAUCAUAUUCUUACAGUAUACAUGAACCAGUGAACUGAUAAUUAUAUAAAAAGGAAAGGGAGUUGAAAUAUUAUCAACUUGUUUAAUUCAUGAAAUGGAUAUAGAUACUAUACUAAGAAACAAGACCUAAAUUAUUUCACUGCCUAGAGUGGGGGUACUGUUUGAAAAGGUAAACUACAUGCAAACAUUUUAACAAACAGAACUGCAGUUGCUUUAUCGGGUAAAGGACUAAAUAUAAUUCAGUCAUUUAAUCUUAAUAAGAACAUUGUUAUUAUAAUACCUUUUGACUUUAAUAGGGCUGUAUAUAUGAAUGGAGGCUGUAAAAUUAUUGUAAUUUAAAAUUAUGUUAAGUCUGUUAGAUCAGUAAAGGCAUUUACAUUACUAGCAUGAGACUAGAAUAUUUUUAUAAUAAUUGCUAUUUUUCAUUUUUAACCAUACAGUAUCUUGUUUUCUAAGUAAAUGUAUGUGACAGAAUAUACUUUAUUACAUACUGUACAUGCAAUCUUUAUAAAAAUACACUUGAUAUGUCCUGGUACUUUGUUUAUUAUAUUAAUACAAUUAAAGAACUAAAAUUAAAACAUCUUUUUUAUAUAUAUAUCCCUUGUGAAAUCUCACUGUCCAGACUCACUAAGAACCCCACUACCAAACAAUAUAAUAACAUCGGCCAAGAGCAUCUGAGGAGAUAUCUACUAGACUUCACAACUGCUAAACAUUUAGUCCAUUAGGAUACAUCAUGAUCCAGAAGCCUUCCUUUAAUGAAUAUAAUUGAUAUAUUCUUUAAUAUGUUCUCCUGCCAUCUGCUUAUUCUUGCGGCUAAGGCUUUGAUUUAUGGAAAGUGUUUUCAGAAUGUUGCAAAAUUGCUAGCAGGUAUGAUGGUAUCUGUUAAAUCACAAAGAUGCUCUACAAAAAUCUUUUACUAUACUAGAAGUUCCCCAGACAACCUAGGGUAAACAGAAUAUUGUGUUUUUAAGAUGUAAAACAUUUUUAAAACUGAUAAUUAGACAACAUUUUGAAUUAGGUUACGAUUUGGAUUGAACAUUUUGAAUUACUAAUAUCAGAAGUGCCAUCUCAAGAAUAUAGCUGGCAUUUAUGUACAUGAAUAAUACAAAUAUUGUUAAAUAGGAAUAUAUAUUUCAGCCCUGUUUUGGUAGCAUUUAUGUUUAUUUCUUUGAAAAUAAGGAUUUUUAUUGUUUUACACAGCACUAGAUAAACAUUUUAUUU